CACCGACAUCGGCACCCGGCGGGGCCCGGGGGUCGGGGCAGCGGCGGAGGCGGCGGGGCUGAGCCUGCAGCCCGCGCCCGGCCCCUACGGCCGGGCCCCGCGGGCACCCCGGCAGCCCGGUCGCCCUGCACGCCCAGGAAGCCGUUUCCCCUGCUAUGAUGCCAGGGCAGAUCCCCGACCCGUCGCUGACGGCCGGUGCGCUGCCCGGGCUGGGCCCCCUGACGGGGCUGCCUGGCACAGCCCUGACCGCCGAGGAACUGAAGUGCGCCGACAUCCGCAACAUCGGGGCCAUGAUCUCGCCACUCCAGUUCCUGGAGGUGAAGCUUGGCAAGAGACCCCAGCCUGUCAAAAGUGAGCUGGAUGAGGAAGAAGAGAGGAGGAAAAGGCGCCGGGAGAAAAACAAAGUAGCGGCAGCACGAUGUCGUAACAAGAAGAAGGAGAGGACGGAGUUCCUGCAGCGGGAGUCUGAGCGUCUAGAGCUCAUGAAUGCUGAGCUGAAGGCCCAGAUAGAAGAGCUGAAACAGGAGAGGCAGCAGCUCAUCCUGAUGCUGAACCGGCACCGUCCCACCUGCAUCGUGCGGACAGACAGCAUCAAGACGCCUGAGAGCGAAGCCAACCCACUGCUGGAGCAGCUAGAGAAGAAGUGAAGGUGGCACAGGGCCAGGAGGAGGAGACAGUGGCACAGGGUCUUCCAGGGUCUCUAAUGUAUGUACUGUAUGAAGAACUGUGCACCCAGGCCAGGUGCAGCCAGGACCCAGUGGGCUUCCUUGGGAACUAUGGACCAAACGUGGGAACAGAGAAGAUCAGGAACCUGCCAACCAUGUACUCUGAGGCUGAACCUGGGAGCAGGGCUGGUGGUGUCAGUGAGGGCAAUCUCCCUCAUCACAGCCCUUCAGCCUGCUCUCAGCCCUGGGACCCACAAAGCCACGGCGUGUCCUGCGAGGAGCACGCAGCCCGUGGGUAGCAGGGGCUGCAGGCUGAGGAGUGGCAGCUGGGCAGUGCCCACCAGCACCCUGCCCAGAGGCUGCCGCUGCUCCUGGUGCACACUCUGGAGGGAAACCCAAACCCAAGAACCACAAACACUUGAUGCAGCCCCAUCUGGUGGGCAGGCCUGUCGGGGCUCGGUGGCGCAGGCGCCCCCCACAAGCACACUCAGUAUAAUGUUUACAGCCCAGCUGUCCGUGUCGGCCGUGCUUUUGAAUGCACAUUUUUACACUUUUUUAAAGUAUUUUUUACAAAGUUUUUAUACAGUGAUCUCUAUAUGGAUUUAUAUAAUCACUAGAUGUGAUCCCAUAGAAAUGUAUGUUAUAAUGGUCUGUUUGUUACAAACACAUAUUCCACAGUUAUCUCCAUUGUGUUACUUGUUGGGUAGCAUCCAGCUCCUUUCCUGGCAUGCUGGGAAGGGGGCCCAAGCUGCCCUCUGCAGUGGUGUCGCUACCCUCUCCAUCCAUGUAUGUCCUUCAUAAUACUAAGUUCUGUAUCUCUCAGUAAAUGUUACCUUUGCGUA
Messenger RNA from Serinus canaria (Common canary), 1507 nucleotides. It is a transcript of the gene JDP2, whose product is annotated as Jun dimerization protein 2. Gene Ontology annotation, biological process: regulation of transcription by RNA polymerase II. The transcript is spliced from 4 exons. Bases 156 to 647 code for a protein of 163 amino acids. Gene Ontology annotation, cellular component: nucleus. The record is from RefSeq and is a predicted model, not a curated record. Gene Ontology annotation, molecular function: RNA polymerase II cis-regulatory region sequence-specific DNA binding; DNA-binding transcription factor activity, RNA polymerase II-specific. NCBI's taxonomy places the organism in Eukaryota, Metazoa, Chordata, Aves, Passeriformes, Fringillidae.